UAGCCGGAGGCGCGUAAUGGAAGCUCUAAGUGCUCGCAGCUCAUGAGGGGCUGUCGUAUUGGAGUAGCUUUUGAUUAAUUAAUUAGCUGCACACAAAAUGGACCAUAAAUCUCUUAGCGGCAAGACAGGGCGACCCCUUGGUCAAGGAGUCCUCUUGGCCAAGUCCGGCUAUAAAUGCCAGCGGCACAUGUCUAACGGUAAUUAGUUGCCCACUCAAGUGACCAUCAUGCACAUCACGGUUGUUUGCCUCGUAUUCACCUGGGGCCUGAGCCGCAGUCACGCAGCCACAACAAUCCUGCAUGGCAACGGACAGGUGGCCAGUGCCAUUUCCCACCAGAGCUUCACCAGAUUAUCCUCAGCGGAGCCACUAACACUGCAGUCCCGAAAGCAACCACAUCAGCUGCUCGUUCCCUCUGCCAGGAUUGUUAAUCAUCACCAGGCAGUGGAACGACAGCAGGUCGAGAGGUUCUUCCAGGCGGCGACGGCGCAGGCGGAGGAGGUGCCUGUCAUAUCUGGACAAACACCCGCCCAUCUCACCUACGCUGCCCAUCCUGUGGUGCACCAGAUGCUGCCAAGGAUUAAGCCAGUGCGAAACAUAAGCUACGCCUCCCUGAUCCCAGGACCUCGCAGCCUAAACACUCAUACGAAUCGGAAUUUGUCACCCGUUUGAGGUGCUGUCUACUGAAGUCUUGGAGAUAUAAAUUUAGAAACAAGUAAAUCAUAAGUUUUUACGGAUAACGCACAUCAUAGGUUUUAAUUAUAUGUUCCAAUUUAACUACUAAAACAUCAAGUAGUAACACUUAGCACUCACAUUCGACUCAAGUGCUCGUGAAUAAAACUCGAAUACUUUUUAUCAAGGUUCAACUUAUUUGGA
Messenger RNA from Drosophila mauritiana, 874 nucleotides. RefSeq lists its product as uncharacterized. Bases 227 to 670 code for a protein of 147 amino acids. The record is from RefSeq and is a predicted model, not a curated record. The transcript has 2 exons. Lineage: Eukaryota; Metazoa; Arthropoda; Insecta; Diptera; Drosophilidae.